Thlaspi arvense is the source of this 549-nucleotide messenger RNA. The record is from the annotation of a GenBank genome assembly. NCBI's taxonomy places the organism in Eukaryota, Viridiplantae, Streptophyta, Magnoliopsida, Brassicales, Brassicaceae.
AUGAUAUGGGCGAUGACCGAACUGAUCAGAAGCCCGAGAGUGAUGAAGAAAGUGCAAGACGAGAUUCGGACAACACUUGAGGACAAGAAGGAGAGAAUCUCGGAACAAGACCUAAACAACCUUCACUAUUUCAAGCUCAUGGUCAAGGAGAUAUUCAGGUUACACCCUGCGGCUCCACUUUUGCUCCCAAGAGAGACGAUGUCUCACAUCAAGAUCCAAGGCUACGAUAUCCCGCGCAAAACUCAGAUCUUGAUCAACGCUUACGCGAUCGCACGCGAUCCAAAACUGUGGGAAAACCCGGACGAGUUUAAUCCUGAAAGGUUUGUGGACAGUUCCGUUGAUUACAGGGGACUCAACUUUGAGCUUUUACCGUUUGGUUCUGGUCGGAGAAUCUGUCCAGGGAUGACGAUGGGAAUCACACUUGUUGAAUUAGGACUGUUGAACUUACUUUACUUCUUCGAUUGGGGAUUGCUAGAAAACGUAGGAGCCGAUAAGAGCAUCAACGACGAUGAAGUUGCUCUUGACCUCGUUCAAGUUCGUCGCCACUGA